This is a messenger RNA of Leptonychotes weddellii (Weddell seal), 778 nucleotides long. The record is from RefSeq and is a predicted model, not a curated record. Lineage: Eukaryota; Metazoa; Chordata; Mammalia; Carnivora; Phocidae.
UCUCAGGGGCUGCAGUCUCACACCAUCUACGGGGGCAACAAUGGGCCAUUUCCAGCCGGGACGGUGCCGUGCUGCCCUGGAUGCCUGACUGCCACACACCUCCAGAGAAUCACGGUGUCUGCAAAGGGGAAGAGUGACAAAAGAAGACCCCUCCCAGUCGAGGCUCCGGUCCACGGAGAGAAGGAAGAAAGCAAUCUCCUAAUUGGUACCGUAUACAUCAGAUGGAUGGUUUCUAGCCUGCUUCCAAACCCCACCUCGGCUGAGUGUUGGGCAGCCCUUCUACAUGAUCCUAUGACUCUUGAUAUGGACGCAGUCCUGUCAGACUUUGUUCGGUCCACGGGGGCAGAACCUGGUCUGGCCAGAGACCUGCUGGAAGGCAAAAACUGGGACCUGACUGCCGCUCUGAGUGACUAUGAGCAGCUCCGACAAGUGCACACAGCCAACCUGCCGCAUGUGUUCAACGAGGGCAGGUGCCCCAAGCAGCCAGAGCGAGAGCCGCCCCAGCCCGGCCACAAGGUGGAGCGGCCCUGCCUGCAGAGACAGGACGACAUUGCCCAAGAAAAGCGACUCUCCCGGGGGAUUUCCCACGCCAGCUCGGCAAUCGUCUCCCUGGCCCGGUCCCACGUGGCGAGUGAGUGCAACAAUGAGCAGUUCCCCCUGGAGAUGCCCAUCUACACAUUCCAGCUGCCAGAUCUGAGCGUGUACAGCGAAGACUUCAGGAGCUUCAUCGAACGGGACUUGAUUGAGCAGGCGACCAUGGUGGCUUUGGAGCAGGCAG